AUGUCUUCAUCCCUCCCGCAGUCCUACGCCGCCCUCCCCUUCCGGGACAUCAAGCUGUCGCACCACCCGGCCUCGUCGCCGACGCCGACGCCCGUCGUGGUGGUGACGCUGCACCGGCCGGGCCGGCACAACGCCUUCACCCCGACCAUGAUGGAGGAGCUGGAGCGCACCUUCGCCCUGGUCGACGCCGACGACCGCGUGCGCUGCGUCGUCGUCACGGGCCACGGGUCCGUCUUCUGCGCCGGCGCCGACCUCGACCUCGGCUUCGUCGGUGGGAAAGAGAAGAUUAAUGAUCAUCGUGAUGGCGGCGGCCGCGUCGUCCUCGCCAUCCACCGCUGCCGCAAGCCCGUCAUCGGCGCGCUGCAGGGCGCCGCCGUCGGCGUCGGCAUCACCAUGACGCUCCCCAUGGCCAUCCGCGUGGCGCACCGCGACGCCAAGGUCGGCUUCGUCUUCGCGCGGCGCGGCCUCGUCAUGGAGGCGUGCUCCUCGUACUUCCUGCCGCGCCUCAUCGGCCACUCGCGCGCCGCGCACCUGACCACGACCGGCGCCGUCUACCGCGCGGGCGACCCGCUGCUCGGCCCGCUCUUCACCGAGCUGUGCGACCGCCCCGGCGACGUGCUGCCGCGCGCGCUGGCCGUCGCCGGCGACGUCGUGGCCAACACGAGCGUCGUGAGCACCAAUCUGAUGAAGGAGCUGAUGUGGAGGGAUGCCGGGAGCGCCGAGGCGCAGCAUUUGCUCGAUUCGCGCAUCCUGUACGAGCUGUUUAGUAGCAAAGAUAACAAGGAGGGGGUCCAGUCGUUCUUGGAGAAGAGGCCUCCGAAAUUCAGCGAUACCAUGGAGAACGAUGCUCCUGCCGCCUAUCCGUGGUGGAGCCCUGUCGACACGUCGGGAAAACCAAAAUUGGGACUGGAUGCCAAAUCAAAGCUGUAG
Messenger RNA from Diplodia corticola, 930 nucleotides. RefSeq names its product enoyl-hydratase isomerase family protein. The coding region runs from base 1 to 930 and encodes 309 amino acids. The transcript is spliced from 3 exons. Lineage: Eukaryota; Fungi; Ascomycota; Dothideomycetes; Botryosphaeriales; Botryosphaeriaceae. The record is from RefSeq and is a predicted model, not a curated record.